UCUUCCAUCCUCUCCUCCUCCUCCUCCACCCAAUGACAACUUCAACUCCAUCUCCCCAACCUCCUCGCCUAUUUUGAGGUGACCAUUUAUCAAACACUUAACAACUAAAAUCUCCUCAAAAACUUUGAAGCCAAAGAAGGCACUUCCACAGCAGCAGCGGCCAUUGCUUCCGCUUAUAUAUCUGACCAAUUCGAUCGCCCGUGAUCGAUCAGCGCUGCAUGGAUUGAGCCGGCAGGGAGAGUUGCCGGCUUAAUUCGACAUGUCCCGGAAGAAGUCGAAAGCUUCAUGGUGGUCUCUCCUGGCUUCAUGCUUCGGGAGGGGAGACGAACUCUCGCAAAUCCGGGCUAAGAAGCUUGUAACGAAGCAGAAGUCGCUCCAGAGGCUGUCCUUCUCCGAUGUCAGCCACUCCACUGGCAUGUUAUCUCCUGAGGACCUAUCAAUAUCUCUUGUUGGAUCCAAUCUCUACGUCUUCACGCUUGCGGAGCUGAAGGUGGCGACGCAGGGCUUCUCUAUGAGCAACUUCCUUGGCGAGGGCGGGUUCGGCCCCGUCUACAAGGGGUUCGUCGACGACAAGGUCAAACCCGGGUUGAAGGCCCAAUCAGUUGCAGUGAAGCUCCUGGACUUGGAGGGGGGGCAAGGCCACAAGGAAUGGCUGGCCGAGGUUAUAUUUCUCGGGCAACUGAGGCAUCCCCACCUCGUGAAGUUGAUCGGUUACUGCUACGAGGAAGAGCACAGGCUACUGGUCUACGAAUUCAUGGCUCGAGGCAGCUUGGAGAACCAUCUCUUCAAGAGGUUUUUUGCUCCUUUACCGUGGUUAACACGGCUAAGGAUCGCCGUCGGAGCUGCCAAAGGCCUCGCCUUUCUCCAUGAGACUGAAAAGCCGGUGAUAUACCGAGAUUUUAAAGCUUCAAACAUCUUAUUGGACUCGGACUACAAAGCAAAGCUCUCAGAUUUUGGACUUGCAAAGGAUGGUCCAGAAGGAGAUGAUACCCAUGUUUCGACCCGGGUCAUGGGCACGCAGGGCUACGCCGCACCAGAGUACAUCAUGACAGGUAUGCCACAAGAUGCAGCCUUCAACAUGAUCUGGUUCCCUUCUUGGUUUAACUUUGCACGAGUUCUUGAUCAACUUGCUUUGUUAUUAGGCCAUCUCACAGCAAAGAGCGAUGUGUAUAGCUUCGGAGUUGUGUUGCUUGAGCUACUGACUGGGAGGCGGUCUGUCGACAAGAGCCGGCCAAGCAGAGAGCAAAACCUUGUGGAAUGGGCGAGGCCAUGUCUAAACGAUGCACGGAAGCUAAACCGCAUCAUGGAGCCCAGCCUCGAGGGCCAGUACUCCACCAAGGGCGCCCAGAAGGCAGCUGCUGUGGCCUACCAGUGCUUGAGCCAAAACCCAAAAUCCAGGCCUCAGAUGUCAACCAUUGUCGAGAUCCUGGAGCCUCUCUUGGAAAUGGAUGACAUAACGAUUGGCCCCUUUGUCUACACAGUAUCAGCAGAGAAUGGUAAUGAAGAGGACUCAAGGAAGACAGAAGCAACAGAGAAUGGACAGCACCACCAUGGUCACAGGCACAAGCUAAGGUCCCCCAGGUCUGGGAGUCGCUCUGAGACCCUUUGCCGGGAUGUAGGCAAUGCGCUGUACAGAAACUCACCAAGACACCUUCGAGAGAGUAGAGCACAAAUCACGACAAAGGAACUGUGUUGUACAUAGAGAACUUUAGAUCAUCUUGCUUGAUAUCUGUCAUUCUUUCUGAUAAUUUGAAAUGAGAUAUGGGGUUUGAUUGGAGCGUAA
Phoenix dactylifera (date palm) is the source of this 1783-nucleotide messenger RNA. Lineage: Eukaryota; Viridiplantae; Streptophyta; Magnoliopsida; Arecales; Arecaceae. The record is from RefSeq and is a predicted model, not a curated record.